GUUAGCAUCUAUGGUUUGCUGUUUGUUGUCAAAGACACUAUGACUAUUUUAAGAUAUUUUUUUGUUUUGCUCAUUUCUGGAACAACUUUUAGCCAAGAGAAAACAUAUAUCCUUACAGCACCAAAGAUCUUCCGAGCUGGGGCAUCUGAAAAAGUUGUAGUUCAAGCUUUUGGUUAUAAGAAGGAAUUUCCAGUCAAUAUUGCCAUAAAAAGCUUUCCAGAUAAGCUUGCUGUUUACUCUUCUGGCCAGAUUUCUUUAACUCCAGCCAACAAAUUCCAAGAUUCUGUAACUUUAAGACUUCAACCAGCAGAUUUACCAAGAGCAGAGAGUUCAGACACGUAUGUGUAUUUGGAAGCUGUUUCUCCACAUUUUACAAGGUUUAAAAAAAUUCCUGUUUCCUUUGAGAAUGGGUUUCUCUUUAUUCACACAGACAAGCCAGUUUAUACUCCUGAUCAGUCAGUGAAAGUCAGGGUUUACUCUCUGAAUGAAGAACUGCGGCCAGCUCAGCGAGAAACUGUCCUGACCUUUGUGGAUCCCGAAGGAGUGAAAGUGGAUAUUCUAGAAGAAGAAGACUUUACUGGAAUAGUUUCUUUUCCUGACUUCAAGAUUCCACCUAAUCCUAAGUAUGGAACUUGGAAGAUUGAAGCCAGGUAUAAGAAAAAUUUUGUAACCUCAGCUGUUGCAGAAUUCGAAGUUAAGGAAUAUGCAAUGCCCAGCUUCUCCAUCAUCAUAGAGCCAGAAAGUAACUUUAUUAGUUCUGACAAAUUUGAGAACUUCAGGAUUGUUGUGAAGGCUAGCUAUUUCUAUAAUAAAAAGCUUGCAAAUGCUGAUGUUUUUCUUCGUUUUGGAAUAAUUGAAGAAACUGGAAAAAGAAUGAUGCCUCACGCAAUGCACGUAACCAGGAUUGAAAAUGGAGUUGCUGAAAUCAGUUUUAACAGUAAGGAAGCAGUGAGGUCUAUAGGGUUGCAAAGUCUAGAAGAACUGGAUGGGUCAUAUUUAUGUAUUGUGGCAUCAGUGUUGGAGUCCAGAGGUGGUCUCAGUGGUGAAGCAGAAUUUUCUGGAGUCAGAUUUGCUGUAUCUCCUUACAAAUUGAGUUUGAUUGCUACUCCUCUCUUUGUGAAGCCUGGACUUCCAUUCUUCAUUAAGGUGCAGGUGAAGGAUACAGUAGAUCACUUUGUUGGAAACAUCCCUGUAACUGUCACUGCAAAAUCAUUUAAUGAGCAAAUGGAUGAGACUGAGUUGAUAUCAGAAAGUUCAGAAUCUGGGAGAAGAAAAACAAGCACGAGUGAUGGAACUGCUUUGUUUGUUGUUAAUGUCCCAUCUGGUAGCAAAACAGUAGAGUUUCAAGUAAAAACUGCAGAUCCCCGUCUUUCAGGUGAAAACCAAGCACGUAAAGCCUAUGAAGCAACAGCUUAUUCUUCACCAAGUCAGAGUUAUUUAUAUAUUGACUGGGCUUCAAACCACAAAGUACUAGAAGUAGGGAAUGUAAUAAAUAUUAAUAUAUAUCCAUAUAGUCAAUAUCUUCAUAAAAUACACCACUACAGCUAUUUGAUCCUGUCAAAAGGGAAAAUAUUAAGCUUUGGAACUCAGGAGAGAAUUAAGGAUUUGGAAUAUGAACAUCUAGCUUUUGAGAUAACCCAAGAAAUGGUUCCUUCAGCACGUCUUAUUGUUUACUACAUAGUCAUGGGAGAGAAAACUGCAGAGUUAGUGGCUGAUUCAAUUUGGCUGAAUGUGGAACAGAAAUGUGGGAAUAGUCUUGAUAUUAAGCUGCAAUCAAGCAAAAAUACACUGAAACCAGCAGAAGUUGUUUCAUUAAAUAUGAAAACACAGUUCAAUUCCUUUGUUGCUUUGUCAUCUAUUGACAAAGCACUAUAUGGAGUCCCAGGAAGAGGAAAGAGAGCAAUGGAAAAAAUAAUGCUACAUUUGGAAAAGAGUGACCUUGGGUGUGGUGCUGGAGGGGGACAGAACAACAUCCAUGUAUUCCGAAUGGCUGGGCUUACCUUUAUAACUAAUGCAAAUGCUGAUGAUUCAAAUGAAGCAGAUGAAACUUGCAAUGAAGUUUUAAGAACCAAACGGUCUGACUUCAAGGAAAAGAUCCUCAACCAAGUAUCCAAAUACGUCCAUCCAGAAAUUCAGAAGUGCUGCUUGUCUGGGGUAAAAGCAUAUCCAGUCACUGAGACCUGCAGCGACAGAGCCCAGCGCAUCCGCAGAAGCGCCAGGUGCAUUUCUGCCUUCAAAGACUGCUGUGAGUUUGCAAACAGGCUGCGUGAGGAAGAGCCCAACAAGCUUCUCAUACUGGCGAGAAUGCAUUUUGAAAGUUUCUUUGAACUGGAUGAGGCAGAAGUUCGAAGCUACUUCCCUGAAAGCUGGUUAUGGGAAGUUCACCAAAUUUCUCCAAGGUCAAAGACUCUGUCUGUCACCUUGCCUGACUCACUGACCACCUGGGAAGUACAAGGUGUUGGCAUUUCUGAUAAAGGUAUAUGUGUUGCUGCACCACUGGAGUUGCAGGUUGUAAAAGAUAUCUUCCUGAGCGUUUAUGUUCCUUACUCGGUGGUGCGAGGUGAGCAAAUUGAGCUAAAAGGAUCAGUCUAUAACCACAGAGCUUCUGCAAUUAAGUUCUGUGUUGAAAUAGCAACUGGAAAUGGAAUCUGCUCAUUUGGAGAUUCUGCAGCUUCUGAGUCGAGGACACACAGUUGUCACCUGAAGAAUCUGGAGGGAAGUUCAUCGUUGCCAGUGACAUUCAAAAUUCUUCCCUUGGAAUUAGGUCUUCACACUGUCAACUUCACAUUGCUGACAGCCAGGAACAGUGAGACUCUAGUUAAAACUUUACGUGUAAUGCCAGAAGGCAUUAAGAAAGAACUCCACGCUGGUUUCACUUUGGAUCCACAGGGUGUUUAUGGUUCACUCAAGCGGCGACAAGAAUUUCGAUACAAAAUCCCCCCCAAUCUGGUCCCUAAAACAAAAAUUGAUAGAAGUGUCAGUGUAAAAGGACAUCUUCUGGGUGAAGUGAUUGCCACAGUCCUCAGUCCUAAUGGUCUUAGUAUUCUUCCUGAUCUGCCAAGGGGCAGUGCAGAGGCAGAGUUUAUGAAUAUUGCCCCAAUAUUUUAUGUGUUUCGUUACUUGGAAGAGUCCAAUAACUGGCAUUUACUGGGUUCUGGAACUUUAACUUCAAGAACUCAAAUGAGGAGGAAGAUGAAAGAAGGAAUUGUGAGUGUCUUGUCAUUCAGAAAUCCCAACUUCUCCUACAGCAUGUGGAAGAAUGGGCUGGCUAGCACGUGGUUGACAGCUUUUGCUUUAAGGAUUCUCGGACAAGUUAAUCAAUACGUAAAUCUAGAUCAAAUCUCUGUUUGUAACUCACUUCUGUGGUUGGUUGAGAGCUGUCAAAUGCCAGAUGGGUCAUUCAGUGAAUUUUCAGAUUACCAACCAGUGAAACUACAGGGUACAUUACCUAGAGAAGCUAAAGAAAAAUCUUUGUAUCUCACAGCAUUUUCUGUUAUUGGAAUUGAGAAGUCAAUUAAAAUGUGCCCUACUCAGAAAAUCCAUGAUGCUAAAAGUAAAGCAGGAGAUUACUUGAUGAAAAAUGUGCAGUCUGCUCAGAGCCCCUUUACCAUGGCAAUAGCUUCCUAUGCUUUAGCUCUGGUGGAUCUGAACCAUCGCUCUGCGCUAUCGGCGUUCUCUGCACUGAAGAGGGAAGCGUCUGUCAUAGGUGACCCUCCUAUUUAUCGCUUUUGGAAAAGCACUUUCAAAGCACAAGGGCAGCACAGUCCCAGCCCUGUGACUGCACAAAUGGUCGAAACUACAGCAUAUGCCGUGCUUACUGCUUUGCUAAGAGGGAACAAAAACUAUGCUGAUCCCAUCAUCAAAUGGUUGUCUGAAGAACAAAGAUAUGGUGGAGGAUUUUAUUCAACUCAGGACACAAUUAAUGCCCUUGAGGCCUUGACUGAGUACUCGCUUCUUGUCAAGCGGCUCAAUUUGGACAUGAAUGUUAAGGUAGCUUACAAAAACCAUGGAGACCUGUACGUCUUUAAACUGACAGAAGACAAUUUCGUGGGAAGAACUAUGACAGUACCUUUGGAUGAUGACAUAUAUGUAAGCACUGGAAGCAGCACUGGUGUAGCUACAGUAAAUGUGAGGACAGUCUAUAACACGAUUGGUACUUCUGAAGAGUUGUGCAACUUUGAAUUGAAGAUUGUUCCAAAGAGAGAUAAUGGAAAAGGUUACAGGAGUGAAGAUGGUGAGCCCCUCAGGCGCCUGGAGGCUUGUGCAAAGUAUAGGCCCAGCACGAGAGAGCCACAGUCAGGGUCUGCUCAUGCAGUGAUGGACAUAGGAUUGGUUAGUGGUGUGGAAGCAAAUACAGAAGACUUAUCUACUCUUGCAAGUGGAGUUGAUCAGCUGAUAGCAGAUUAUGAGAUAAAAGAUGGGCAUGUUAUUCUGCAGAUAGACUCUGUACCAGCUGAUGAUUUUCUCUGUGUUGAGUUCCGAAUAAGUGAGCUUUUCCAGGUUGGAAUGCUGAAUCCUGCCACAUUCACUGUGUAUGAAUAUCAUGCACCAGAUAAAAGGUGCACUGUGCUUUAUAACCCCUAUGGAAAUGAGAGACUGGUGAGAUUGUGUGAAGGAGAUGAAUGCAAAUGCAUGGAAGCUGAGUGUAGUAAAGUACAAGAGAGGCUGGAUCGCUCAGUGACUGCUGACACCAGGAGAGAAGCUGCAUGUCAGGAUGAUAUUGCAUAUGUUUAUAAAGUGAACAUCUUAUCUCGCAGUGAAGAAGGUUCUUUUGUAAAGUAUUCUGCAACUCUUCUGGAUCUCUAUAAGAGAGGGCAAGCCUUUGCUCAAAAGAAUAAUGAAAUAACCUUUGUGAAGAAGAAGAGCUGUGCAGGUGUUGAACUGAGCCCAGGAGAACAGUAUUUGAUCAUGGGAAAAGAAGCCUUAAAGAUAAGCAUUGGUUACACUUUCAAAUUCCAGUACCCUUUGGACUCCAACACUUGGAUUGAGUGGUGGCCUUCAAAUACAGCAUGUACCUUCUGUCAGGAGUUUUUAAAUACCAUGGAAGAUUUUGCUGAAGAUCUCCUCAUCAGUGGCUGCUGAUUGACUUGGAGAACUUAUAAAUGAAAAAUAUAGAUAAAAUCUCAACUACAAAAAUAUUCACUUGUUUAGUAAUUCAUUCCAAGCUUCGUUAAUAUCCAUCAACACAGCUUCAUGAAUUAUUCAUUAAUAAUUCCUCUUGAAAAAUGGUCUUUGCUUGUAUUUCAUAGCCAUGUUCUUAUGAGAUGGUAACAUUCCAAGUGUGAUUUUUUUUUUUUUAAGCAUGGAUGGGAGAAUAAUGCAGAAUAAACACUGCAAAGGCAUUUGAAAUCAAGUGAAGUGGAUCAACUGUAAAAACAAGGAAAGUGUUGUCU
Messenger RNA from Colius striatus (speckled mousebird), 5393 nucleotides. RefSeq names its product complement C5 (gene C5). Gene Ontology annotation, cellular component: extracellular region. The record is from RefSeq and is a predicted model, not a curated record. Gene Ontology annotation, molecular function: protein binding; endopeptidase inhibitor activity. Bases 40 to 5082 code for a protein of 1680 amino acids. The transcript is spliced from 41 exons. Lineage: Eukaryota; Metazoa; Chordata; Aves; Coliiformes; Coliidae.